Molecule: messenger RNA, 453 nt
Organism: Naumovozyma castellii
Lineage: Eukaryota; Fungi; Ascomycota; Saccharomycetes; Saccharomycetales; Saccharomycetaceae
Gene: VPS51
Product: Vps51p
Exons: 1
Coding region: 1-453 (150 amino acids)
Source: RefSeq, a predicted model, not a curated record
AUGGCUGAGCAGAUAAGUCAUAAGAAAUCACUGCGGGUGAACCGUUUAAACAAGGACAGACGAUUGUUAUUGAAGGAGUAUUAUAAACUGGAGGAGGGAACAGAACCAGAACCAGAACCAGAGAUAAAUGGAGAAACGAAAGAAGGGCAAGAACAAGAGCAGAAAUCACAGCAGAGGAUACCAUCCACUGUAGAUACACCAGAACCUACUGUAGUAGCGACACCGAUGGAGGAUAAACCAGUUUCAUCUCUCACGUUCAAGGAACUGAUCCAGAUCCACAAUAAACUGCUGAGCAAGGAGACAGAGACCAACAACACCAUCAAGAACACCAUCUACGAGAACUACUACGACCUGAUCAAGGUGAACGACCUGCUCAAAGAGGUCCGACACGCCAAAUCCGACGAGGUGGCCCAGUUGAAGCAGUGUGUGGAUCUGCUGAGGGAUGAGUUCUGA